Paraglomus brasilianum is the source of this 267-nucleotide messenger RNA. Lineage: Eukaryota; Fungi; Glomeromycota; Glomeromycetes; Paraglomerales; Paraglomeraceae. The record is from the annotation of a GenBank genome assembly.
AUGGAAGUUCAAAAUAGUUCCUUCUACUGGGAUUGGGCAAAGUACUCUGAUGGACUGGGCUCCCAACCCAGGAUAAUAUGUGGUGACACCAGAGCCAGUGAGAUACUACAUUGUGUCGCUGGUGUCGUUACCGCUGGUGCUGUUGCCGUUGGAGUUGAUGCCGUUGGAGUUGAUGCCGUUGAUGCCGUUGGAGCUGAUGCCGUUGAUGUCGUUGGAGUUGAUGUCGUUGGAGUUGAUGCCGUUGAAGUUAAUGCCGUUAAAGUUUAA